Molecule: messenger RNA, 1659 nt
Organism: Colletotrichum chrysophilum
Lineage: Eukaryota; Fungi; Ascomycota; Sordariomycetes; Glomerellales; Glomerellaceae
Exons: 1
Coding region: 1-1659 (552 amino acids)
Source: RefSeq, a predicted model, not a curated record
AUGGAAGGAGCAGCCCAGCUCAUCGACCUGCCGGACGAGCUCAUUCUUCCCAUCUUGGAAGCCCUUUGUCGUCACUGCGACGGUCGAAAUGGCGGGACUUUCCAGGCGGAGCGCGACAAACACACGGCACUCGUCUCAUUCUCAAAGACCUGCUUCCGCUUCCACAAGCUUGCGCGACCCUACCUCUUUCACCAUGUCUGCUUCAAUUAUGACUACCUCGAGAUUCGGGAGCACCCCUGGCUGGGUAUGCAGCACGAGCAAACCUUGUUCAGGCUUUUGCAAAGUUUGGCAGGCGACCAUGUUCCGGACCCCGACGCGUUGAAGGCUGCUGGCAAGCGGAGCCUUGCAAACGGCAUUGACGACUUGGCCGCCUCCAUCAAGCACCUCGAAGUCAACCUGGCCCCCAAUCUGCAUAUUGAUAGUGGCAAGGUCGGCAAGAAAGGCCCCAAAGGUCCGGCCGUUGACUUCGACUGGCUUCCUGAGAUUCUCAACCGGGCCACUAAUUUGGAACAUCUCGAGCUGCACAUGGAGCGUCCCCUGAUCCAGAAUACGUCCUUCACCUACACUAUGAACCGGGAUGGUCGCGCCAAGUACGAUUCAAUCAAGGCGCUCAGCCUCAUCUACCGUGCCGACUGCUACGACCAGACAAGCAAAUUCAGCCUCAGGGACACGUAUUACAUGAUCUUCAACCGCUGCAGCAAUCUUACGACUCUCGAGAUUCACGGAAUGGGAGGCUUGGGCGAUCUAUUCAUCUACGACAUCCAACAGGCCGCCUCUCACGUCACCUCGCAGCUCAAGGUCUUGCGCCUGACGAAUUGUGCCUUGGUGGCCGACGACAUCGAGGUCCUCAUCAGAGACAUCAAGAACUUGGAGAGCUUCACGUUCAGCCGCGGCGACCUCCGCAGAUUCCAGAUGAUUGCUGAGCACGGUCACUACUCCAGGUCCACGCUCAGGUCCCAGAUCUUCCCCGUCAAUCUCAUGGCUGGCCUUACAAAGUUGUCCAGUCACAGCCUGAAACACCUCGAGCUUGGUCCCUUCGAGAUGAAGUUAUGGGAGAGCCUUUGGCACGUCAAUCCCUCUGGAAUUGCGGCCGAAAACCUCCAGAACGUUCGAGCAGCCGUUAUUCCUACCCUGCGUUCCUUCGAAAAGCUCGAGCAUGUCCAGCUUGCCCAAGACUCUAUCCUCGGCGUCCCCAACAUGUGGACCUCUCGCUUUGCUAUUCCUGAGGUGUGGCCAGGUGACAUAGCUACAGAGGAGCAACUCGGUUUGCGUCGUGUCGACACCAGCUUGCCUGAUCCCGACGGCACUCGGCUAGUCGACAUGCUUCCGCGCACCCUCAAGCGCCUUCGUCUUACCCGUGUCAACAAUAACCUGGCAGCCAGUCUGCUCACCUUUGCAUCUGCCGUCGCAGACGGAGAGUUCCCUGCGUUGAAGGAGGUGUCUCUACACGGCCAGGAUCCCCUCAUGGAGCGUUGUCGCUACGGCUCCCGCUUCCAGAUUGAACUUCUUUUUGCUCUCGAGCGGCACUGGGAGUCUUUGAAGAACCAUGUCCUGGAGAAGAUGAAAGACCUUCUCGAGGGAGCUGGUGUCAAUUUCUACUGGGAAGCGAUGGAAACCAAUCGCCCUGCCGAGGGAUGGCCUGGCAACCCGAUGCUGUAG